AUGAGCCCAUUUUCUGUGACUAACUUUCGAACUUUUCUUCCAACGGGCUGUCCCACCAAUCUUCUCUAUUUCUAUUCUAUCUCUUUUCUAAUCACUACUUCUUCGUUAGUAUAUUCUUUACCUGCCACCUCAUCUGCCCGCAAUGCUUCUGACUAUGUUCUUCGUAACGUCUUCGAAAAUCAAGAUCAGUGCUACAAGGACUCAUUUGUCUAUGUCAAAGACGUAGAUGCCGGGAAAUCCAAGCUCUUCACAACCUACCCAACGACAAAAGAAUGCUCAAAUCGACUAAAGUUGAAUGGUAAGUUAGUUAGGAGAAUCUUCCAGUUCCACUAUGAAGAAGCUUCAGAUCUUCCUGAUAAACUUCCCACUUGUCCUCCAGGAUUAGUCGAUUUAGAGGUAAUUCCAGCGUAUUUUGGAUUAUCACAGCUCAGUUAUCCCUAUGCCAAUUUGAACAUUUCGGUUAUGGCACAUUCUCCUGUAGACACAAUCGCUUUCCGUCUCCAUUGCCUUCAUGCAUCCGAUGGAUCAGACGUGUAUUGCUCUGACUUGAAGGAUAUGUAUAUAAAUGGAGUGAAAGAAUGGCCGUGUCGUGCAAUUCAACUAUCCACAAAGGUCCAGUAUCCGGCAAGGUUUUCAUAUGCAUGCUUUCGACUGACGUCAUACUCCGUCUACGCCAUCAAUGCUACAGUGCUACCUCAAAAAUGUAGAGUCACAACUAUAGUCACGGCUCCCCGGUUCGAAGAGUUGUACCCUGACAUGCUUGUCGAUCCAUCAAUCAGUAAAAAGGAAAUCGCUACAAAGGAUCCAUUCUGGGCGCCCAUGAUUGCUGUAGAUUUUAGCGAUGAAAAUGCUAUUUGGAUUCGGUUGGGAAAAGCACCAAGAGCAGAAUGUGAUACUAUAAAUGUCAAUGUUUACAAAGAGCACGAUGAUGAUUCUGAAAAGGUGAACUUCGUCGCUGCACUGUCAAUCAAGUGUCCAGAAACCGCUAUAAAGUGGGAAAAUCAGAAAGCUGGAAAGUAUCUUCUGUCCGCCUACGUACUAAUUCGAGGAUGUAAAUUUAUCUGCGAACCAAAUGCUCGUGGCUGCACUCAAUGCUUCCGAACGCAUCUCAACCUCGUAAUUCAUGAAACACGAGCUUCGUUGACCUGGUUAACAGUGCAGAAGAUCAAAGACUACGGUCUCGAAAUUUUCUUAGCCAUUGUUAGUAUACUGUCGAUUGGAUGCGUCGUGGUUAUAGUCGCUGUUAUAGUUUUCCUUCAUAAGAAGAGACAAGAAGCAAAUCGUGUUCAAGAAAUUCGGUUAUCAGAUUUUGUGAAAACAAUGCUGGUGUAUGCUGAUGAUAGUGAACUACAUACGAACUGUGUCAAACAUCUCGUCGAUAAUCUCAGACAUUGUUCUACUGUUGAACCUAUCUUCGAUUUAGAAAAACUUAUCACAGCAGAGCAAGUUGUACCGUCUCGUUGGCUCAUUGAGCAACUCAGCACUCUUCAGAAAUUCAUUAUCGUCAUAUCGGACUGUGCUGUCCGAAUCCUCGACUCAGAAGCAUCCGAAACUCAUCAUCUAGUGCAGUCGCGUCCCUUUUCAGACCUCUUCGGACCAGCCAUGGACAUUAUCAUAGGAGAUGCUACUCGGAGACCAGAAGAAGCUCGUAAAAAAUAUGCAAUCGCCAGAUUUGAAAUUUCCCCAGAAGUUCCAGCUAAUCUCGCAAUCCUUCGACUUCCUACAUUCAUUCUUCCAAAAGAUUUUAGUCGUCUGACAGCGUUCUUGCACAGUUUGGAUUAUGGAGAAACUUUUAACAUCACCUCAAACAUAUCCAAAUGUCGUCUUGAUGACUGGGCACUGGCUAUCUACCGAACGACAAUUUUCACUCGUGAAAAUCCUAAUUGGAUUGAUACAAGGUGGAAGCCAAAAGAUGAGCAGGAUGUCAUGAACUUGAAGCGGGAAACACCAGUGACAUUUACUUAUUCCAACGAGGAAGGUCGAAUUGCUGCAUCGAAAAAGUUCAAUUUGAUUCCACCAAAAGAAGGUAGUGAAGUAGAUGAGGUGGAGGAAGGAGAGAUCUCACAGAAAGAAGCCUCGGCUCCCGAUGACGAGACAGCAUUUUUGAUAAAACCACCAGCCCUUGAUGACAUAUCUGAUUCCGACGAAGAUGAAGAAGAAGAUCAAGGAUCCAAUACUAUCGUAGCACUCUGA
Messenger RNA from Caenorhabditis briggsae, 2193 nucleotides. The record is from RefSeq and is a predicted model, not a curated record. NCBI's taxonomy places the organism in Eukaryota, Metazoa, Nematoda, Chromadorea, Rhabditida, Rhabditidae. Gene Ontology annotation, molecular function: interleukin-17 receptor activity. The transcript has 7 exons. The coding region runs from base 1 to 2193 and encodes 730 amino acids.